AUGGUCAGAACCAUAAAAGGAAUCCAAGAUAAAAAUGACACAGAAGUGACAGAAUUUAUCCUUUUGGGCCUCUCAGACAAUCCAGACCUACAAGGUAUCCUCUUUGCCUUGUUCCUGAUCAUCUACAUGAUGACCCUGGUGGGUAAUUUGGGCAUGAUGGCCCUGAUUAAGAUUGACCGCUGUCUCCACACACCUAUGUACUUCUUUCUCAGCAGCCUUUCUUUUGUUGAUGCCUCUUAUUCUUCUUCUGUCACCCCCAAGAUGCUAGUAAACCUCAUGGCUGAGGAUAAAGGAAUUUCUUUCAAUGGGUGUGCUACUCAGUUUUUCUUCUUUGGCUCCUUCUUGGGAACUGAAUGCUUCCUGUUAGCCAUGAUGGCCUAUGACCGCUAUGCAGCCAUCUGGAAUCCCCUGCUAUACCCAGUUCUCAUGUCUAGGAGAAUUUGUUUCAUGCUGGUGUCUACUUCAUUCCUAGCAGGCUUUGGCAAUGCAGCCAUCCACACAGGAAUGACUUUCAGACUGUCCUUCUGUCGCUCUAAUAAAAUCAAUCAUUUCUAUUGUGACACCCCACCCCUGCUCAAACUCUCUUGCUCUGACACUCGCAUUAAUGGCAUUGUGAUCAUGGCCUUCUCCAGUUUCAAUGUCAUCAGCUGUGUUCUCAUUGUUCUCAUUUCCUAUCUGUGCAUCCUCAUUGCCAUACUAAAGAUGCCUUCUGCAGAGGGAAGACACAAAGCCUUCUCCACCUGUGCCUCCCACCUCAUGGCUGUCACCAUCUUCUUUGGAACAAUUCUUUUCAUGUACUUGCGUCCAACCUCUAGCUACUCCAUGGAGCAGGACAAAGUUGUCUCUGUUUUUUAUACAGUAGUGAUUCCCAUGCUUAAUCCUCUCAUCUAUAGUUUAAAAAAUAAAGAUGUUAAGAAAGCAGUGAAGAAAAUCUUACAGAAUUGUGUGCUGUGA
Messenger RNA from Apodemus sylvaticus (European woodmouse), 954 nucleotides. RefSeq names its product olfactory receptor 1020. NCBI's taxonomy places the organism in Eukaryota, Metazoa, Chordata, Mammalia, Rodentia, Muridae. Bases 1 to 954 code for a protein of 317 amino acids. The transcript has a single exon. Gene Ontology annotation, molecular function: G protein-coupled receptor activity; odorant binding; olfactory receptor activity. Gene Ontology annotation, cellular component: membrane. The record is from RefSeq and is a predicted model, not a curated record. Gene Ontology annotation, biological process: G protein-coupled receptor signaling pathway; sensory perception of smell.